Sus scrofa (pig) is the source of this 1665-nucleotide messenger RNA. It is a transcript of the gene GNG13, whose product is annotated as G protein subunit gamma 13. Gene Ontology annotation, molecular function: G-protein beta-subunit binding. Gene Ontology annotation, cellular component: heterotrimeric G-protein complex. The record is from RefSeq and is a predicted model, not a curated record. Gene Ontology annotation, biological process: phospholipase C-activating G protein-coupled receptor signaling pathway; sensory perception of taste. NCBI's taxonomy places the organism in Eukaryota, Metazoa, Chordata, Mammalia, Artiodactyla, Suidae.
CUCCACAUGUCGCGGAUGCAGCCCUAAAAAGACAAAAAAACGAAAGAGCAGUGCCUGCAAAGCCAGCCCCAGAGCAGGCUAUGGGGCUACAGCCUCCUGGGUCACACCAGGGCUUCUCCCAGGGGGGCUCUUGGGAGGGACAGUUGGCAAGGACUGGGUGCCCAUUGUGCCCACACCCUCCAAGAGGAGGUGUAGCUGGGUGGCGCAGCCCACCUGGCCUGGGUUUUGCUCCAAACCUGAGCCAGUUCUGGGGGUUCUCACCCUGCCUUGAGCCCCCACCCCAUGUGAGCAGGGAUCGCAGCCACAGGAGAGCCCCAGGCAGCCCAAGUGACAGGAUACAGCCAGUCCCAGGGUACCCGAGGGGCCAGGAAGCGGGGUAGAGUGAAGCCAGUGGCACUGCCAGCCAUCUGCCCUGAGGAGGACACUGACACCCUUGGCUCUAAGCACCCCCUCCCCCCAUAAAUCCAUAAUAAAAAUAAUCCCUAGUUUUCGCCACAUGCCCCAGUUCCAGAAGUACCGCCUGAUCCAUCGUCACGCUGCCGUGCAAGGGACCCGGGGAGGCACAGCUGACCUUGUUUUAUGCAAGCACAACAGUGAGCCCAGGAGCCCGAGGGGGAGGGAACACACCAACAGGUCCUGCCUUCCACGUGGGAGCAGAGCCAGGGGCCUGGGCCAGGGGCCCUAGGAAGCUGUGGGGUCCAGCCUCCGCGGGGACUGGUUGGUGAGCUGGGCCCUGCCACCCUCUGCAGCUGCCCAGUCUGCCAGCCCCUGGCCUGGGAAUCGGGGUCAGGGGCCAGAACAGGAAGCAGUUCCGUAUAGGUCCAGGACCCCAGUCUGGACCUCAGUGUCACACCAUGGGCAGGCCAGCUCCGGACCUGUCAGUGGACACUGCUGAGGCCCUGGAGGGCACAGCAUCUUGACCCAUCCCCGCCUCUCCCACCUGUCCAGGUGACUCCAGCCCAUGAAGGGCAUGGGGGGCUGGGGUAUGACCUCAGAGCUGAGUCUUUGGUACUGAACCACGUGGCAGCCCAGGAGGCCACCCAGCCCAGCCGGAGGACACCUCACUGCCCAGGGCAGGAGCUGAACCUGCACUGUCCCCAGCCGCAUCUCCUAUCCCCAGAGGCCGGCAGAGCGUGCCUGGCAGAGCCAGAUCCCAGGAGUCAGCCCAGCCCCGAGGAGGGAGGGCAGAGGCUGGGGGCGGCGCCAGGGCUUGGCCCAGGUGGCAGGAGUAGGCGGGGCCCCUGCCUGGGCUCUGUCCGCCUGAGUGUCAGGCUCGCUCGUCCACCACUUCGCCCUCGCCAUCACUGUACCCUCGCAGUCACCAUCCAAGCGCCCUGGCUCUGCUGCUCCCUCCUACCCUCUAGCCCCAAGCUGGCCGCCUCCGAAGCCCCUGACGCCAUGGAGGAGUGGGACGUGCCCCAGAUGAAGAAGGAGGUGGAGAGUCUCAAGUACCAGCUGGCCUUCCAGAGGGAGACGUCAUCCAAGACCAUCCCCGAGCUCCUCAAGUGGAUCGAGGAGGGGAUCCCCAAGGACCCCUUCCUGAACCCGGACCUGAUGAAGAGCAACCCGUGGGUGGAGAAGGGCAAGUGCGCCAUCCUGUGAGGCCCCCCCGGACUCCGCCUCCCGGGAACCAGGACGACUCUGCAAGGGUCGGACUUUUAUAAA